This is a messenger RNA of Cryptosporidium ubiquitum, 1509 nucleotides long. RefSeq lists its product as uncharacterized. The record is from RefSeq and is a predicted model, not a curated record. Gene Ontology annotation, molecular function: lipase activity. Lineage: Eukaryota; Apicomplexa; Conoidasida; Eucoccidiorida; Cryptosporidiidae. The transcript has a single exon. Gene Ontology annotation, cellular component: membrane. The coding region runs from base 1 to 1509 and encodes 502 amino acids.
AUGAAUCAUUUUAUAGAUGAGUAUUUUAUCUCCCCAGAUCAUUAUUGUAAAGAAAAGAAAUUUUCAUCUGUCAGAUUUCAAAGCGAGAAAAGUGGACUAAUACAAUGUUACCAUUACUUUAAAGUUGAACCAAAUCAAACAAGGAAAGGAACGGCCUUGUUAAUACAUGGAUACUCCAGCCACACAUUAUCAGAAUAUAUGAACAUUGUGGAAAACAAAGACUUUGAACUCAACGAAAUAAAAGAUUCUCAAAGUGAAAACAAAAAAAAUGAUCCUUUCUACAAAUCUCAAUUUAUCACAUCUUAUAAUGGAAGCUAUAUUGAAUAUUUCAACAAAAAAGGUUACGAUGUUAUAUCUCUUGAUUUAGAAGGCCAUGGAUUUUCACAAGGACUUAAAUGUAAUACUGAAAACUUGAAUAAUAAUUGUUUUAACAUAAUACAAAUGCUAAAAAUUGAAUUACUCAAGCAUUCUGGAGAUCAAAAAAAUGAUUUAGAAAAGUACCAAGUUUCAUCUUAUAUUUGGAAUAAUGAAAAUCAAACUAAUUAUGAUUUGAAACAUGAUGCAAAAGGUAAAAAUGAUAAAGAAAAUGAAUUCUUUUUAUAUUCAUCUAAAAUACAUAAGGUUAACCUCAAAGAUACUACAAACUAUUUGAAAGCAAAAAAAUGCAUUCAUUGUUCCGAAUUAGAAUGCUAUUUCAAAGAUACCUUUGGUGAAAAGAUUAUUUUAUGCGGUAUUUCAAUGGGUGGAGCUAUUGCAUUAAGGCUUAGUGAACUUAUUGGCCAAACAUGUGAAGAUGAUCAAAAUGGUUUCCCAGAUAAAUCAAUUGUUAAAUGCUUAAGGUCAAGAAUGGUUUGUACAGUUUUACUUUCACCUAUGCUAAGUUUGGAAUCAGUCAAGAAAAAAGCUUUAAACAGAAUAAUGUUACCUUUACUCCCAAUUACAUCUUAUUUAUUCCCAAAUCUGCAAGUUGGUUCUAGAACCCAUAAUCCAGUUUGUGGCCACAUCUCUUCCUUUUCCAAAUAUGAUCCAUUAUACUAUAAUAAAAGAGUCAAGGCGUUAAUGUGUAAGAGCCUUUUAAACCUUACUGACAUAAUUAGAGAUAAUUUGCACUAUUACCCAAUGGAUGUUCCUUUAUUAAUUUGUCAUUGUGUUCAUGAUACCAUGACAGAUUUUGAAGGUAGCGAAAAAACUAUUGGUUAUUUUAACCAAAUUAUUAAAGAUAUUAACCAUUGUGAAUCCAAUGAGAUCAAUACAUUAGCAGAGUUUGCAUUAUGGCCAAUUACGUGUAAAAAAAUGUGGCAUGUUCUAACCAGAGAAUCAGGAUUUCAGGACCUACUUGAAAAGAUUCUAAUUUGGAUAUCUAAAAAAGAAUCUUCGCACGAAAAAAAGUGCAAAAGUAUGAAAAGAUAUGACAAAAACUCAAACAUUGAACCAUUUUUUAGAUCCCUGAAAAAUAAGUCAUUAUUUAAACAUAACUUAAAUAACAAUGACAUUCAGGUUUCUAAUUAA